Molecule: messenger RNA, 939 nt
Organism: Cooperia oncophora
Lineage: Eukaryota; Metazoa; Nematoda; Chromadorea; Rhabditida; Trichostrongylidae
Source: the annotation of a GenBank genome assembly
AUGACACAGAGGGCAUACUGUGACAUAUGCAAUCGACAACGAUCAAAGAUAGGAGCUCGAGCUGCAUCGGCUCGACCAAAACGCAAUGCUGUAAUGUUGGCAUGUAUGGUGAAACUGAAUAUUUUGACUAUGGACAGAGCACGGUAUAUCUAUAAUGAUCUUCUUCGGUCGACGAGGAUGUACCAUAACACAGUCAAGUCAAAGAAACGCUUUUGUGGAGAUCACUAUACGCAAAGUGCUUUGUACCUCGGCGAAAUGGUCAAGAGAAGAACUGGUCAAGAUUCAGUUCAUGGAUUUGAUACCGUGCAUCACAAUAUUAUUCUGGAUGUACUGAACGAAUUGGGUCUGGUGGAAAACCCCUUCGACGAGGAAAUAAAGAUAGGCCCGUUCGAUUUGACAGGGUUCUACAACCUGUAUAUGUCCGAAUUGAGAGCAACUGAAAACAGGCAAAGAAACCUACAGGCUAUUAUUGAUGCGUCUGAAGUGCAAAUGCAGAGUGGCAAACCAGAAGUGAAGGCACCUCCGCCUAAUACUACUCCUAGCUCAUUAUUUCUUGUGCAGAAUGUGAAGCCAGAAAAUGUGAAACCAGAAGUGAGGGUACCACCGCCCAGUACCACUUCUAGCCCACUAUUUCUAGUUGUACCGCCAAAAGUUACUACCACAGCCGAACCUGUGACUAGUAAUGACUUAUUCGACAAUUCUUCGCUUAAAACAGAGCAACCAGAGCCGGAAGAGGUCGACUUCCCUGAAACUGAUCCAACACUAUUAGAUAGGUUUUUUCUCGUCAGAGGAAGGAAACUUAUGGAUCUCUUCCGAUUUUGUCCACAAUGUGGCCAGGAAGUCUGUAAAACCGCUCUAGCUGCUGCCGGCACGGCUCCUGUUGUACAUUUUCUUUGUGCUAAACAAUGGGAGGGACACGACCUGCAAACAACUCAAUAG